Messenger RNA from Dreissena polymorpha, 924 nucleotides. RefSeq lists its product as uncharacterized. NCBI's taxonomy places the organism in Eukaryota, Metazoa, Mollusca, Bivalvia, Myida, Dreissenidae. The coding region runs from base 29 to 454 and encodes 141 amino acids. The record is from RefSeq and is a predicted model, not a curated record. The transcript has 2 exons.
UUUGCGCUGUGCAUUGUGUUUUCAUAUCAUGAGUUUCUUUAUCUUCACAGAUAUCAAGAUGAAGCUUGCGAUCCUUGUGACAGGGUUUCUCUUACUGGAAAUGGCUGCCGCCUUCCCAUCAAGUCGAGGAGGCCGCAGUAUUGUUUGCGGCGUAUGCGGUGGUUGUGCCAAUGUUGGUGCCGGUGGUGGUGGUGGCGGUGGAGGGGGUGGUAUACACGGCGGUGGUGGCGGCGGCGGCGGCGGUGGUGGUAAUUGGGUCGGUGGUGGCGGUGGUGGUGGCGGCGGUGGUGGCGACGGUAGAGGUGGUGGUUGCGGCGGUUGUGGCGGUUGCGGCGGUGUCAACGGCGGCGGUCCUGGUGGUCCUGGUCCUGCUGGCAGUGGUGGUGGUGGUGGCGGAGGUGGCGGAGGAGGUAUAGGCGCUGGUGGUGCUGGUGGCAGUGGUGGCCGCGGCUAAGGACAGCAUCGGCGGUUGUUAACAAAAUAGGCAUCAAUGUUUAGCGACUUCGAACAUGUGAUGUGGAGAUGAAAACACAAAUAUUCCAAGUUAAGAAAGCAAACAUUACAGAAUGUUCUUUUGCUCUGAAUACUCAAUUCAAUAUAGGUUUUAGCGCGCAUAAUGGUGUUAUUUAAAUUUGUAGUUAUCAGUUGUCAUUUGUUUUUCAAGUGCACUGUGUAAGUCCGUUUAUCAUAAACUUUUAUGACUAUUAUUUUAUAAUAUGUGAUGAUACACAUAGCCAAUUGUGGGAUUUACUUCUCAAGUUAAAAUAGAAAAACAUGGCAGAAUUUUCUUUGCACUUUAAAAUCUACAUCUGUUUGCAUUUUACGUCCAAAUAUGAUAAAAGUGUUAUUUAUGGUGUUUAUUUAUUUGAUUAUUCAAAGACACAGUGUACAAUCUAUGUAUAAAUAUAUAUAAUAUUAAAUUCU